AUGAUACACGACAAAACGUUUAUUAUUUGGGACGGAACCAACUCCACAAACACAACCUUUAAAAUACUUCAGGGACUUCAACAGGGAACUGUCAACUCUCCCACCCUCUUUUCAAUUUAUUUUAGCACCCUACUCAGUUCGUUCGAUUUAAAUAAAGGUGAUGAGAAUAAAGAAAUUGAAAAGAUCUUGGAAACACCUGACCAACAGAUCUACAUCACGAACCACAACUCAGUUUGCCUACCACCCCAAGCUACUUAUUUUAUCUACUUUGACAAAAAAGGCAUCAUACAAGACAGCAACAACGUACCAACAAUAUAUCAUUGGGGCAGAAAUGUAGCAAACAAAAGAAUUAAUUUGACAUCUGAUAUGAUUGCCAACAAUAAAUAUCAUCCAGUUUAUUCAAUGGCCUUACCAGAACGAGAUAAAAUGGACUUCUACAGUCUUGAUGAAAGAUACUGGUGGCUAGAGGACUCCUGCCAUCGUAUAAAAUUAAAAUUAAGAAAGCUCAACGGCUGGUCAGCGACGUGGUGA
This is a messenger RNA of Cotesia congregata, 531 nucleotides long. The record is from the annotation of a GenBank genome assembly. Lineage: Eukaryota; Metazoa; Arthropoda; Insecta; Hymenoptera; Braconidae.